CAUUUUUCGUUACUGAGUGACGCAUACUGUCUAUUUCACUAGCCGGAGCAAGCGGAUUUCAAGGCGGGACGCUAAAGUAUCAGUCCACAUAUUUUGUGCAGAUGUAGGGACGAUGCGUUUGCGGAAUUCCACACUAGCUUGGUGACAAUUCCUCUGCGAGCUAGAGCAGAUGGCGUGCAUCCCGUCUACAGUUGUCAGCAUCCGCGGCUUACAGUAGAAUAUCAGACUAGACGGGUUGUUUGUGUGGAGUGUACACAGCCUGACCGUGCCUCAGACGAAUACUCCUGCUAGAACGCCUCUUUCAAGUUUGUGCUUUCAGAGGACUGCAAAAUUUUGCAGACGACUGCCAGGCUGACUUGUGGAAAGACCGAGCCUGCAUUAUGUUCCUCGAAGUGGCAUUCCUCUUCAUGUUGACAAGCUUCGAUGCAUCUGCAUCCAGUGAGCCCCGCCCUUUUUAUGUCUUUGGUCACAUGGCGAACAGCUUGGAAGACGUGGACAAUUUUGUGGGUCAAGGUGUGAACGCUAUUGAGGCGGACCUUACAUUCGCCUCCGACGGAACGGCAGAGAAGUUCUACCAUGGAGGGAUCUGCGACUGCGGUCGAGACUGCGAAAAAUCUGUGGACGCCAGCACUUAUUUGUCCUAUUUGAGGGACGCCGUGAAUGAAGGUGGCAAGUUCACUGGCAAGCUCCAGCUUCUCUACGUUGACAGCAAGACAGGAAGCCUUUCCACUGACACGAAGUACCAGGCUGGCAUCAACCUCGCCAACAGCUUGAUAAACCACCUUUGGAACAAUGGUACAAUACCCUCCGAGUACAUGCUGAACGUCAUCGUGUCCGCAUUCUCAACGGACGAUAAAGACAUACUCGCGGGAGCACUCGACACAUUCAAGAAGGCUGGAAGUUCAUCGCUCUUUUUGGACCACGUGGGUUUCGACAUCAGUGGAUACGAGUUGCUCAAUGUCAUCGCCGAUACAUACGAAGAGCUCGGUAUCAGGGAACAUCGCUGGCAGGGAGAUGGGACUACUAACUGCCUGAUCGGCAUUUACUGGGACGUGCGUACCAAUGCGGCGACGUCACGGCGAACAGCUGCGAAUACGACCCAUGACUAUGUGGACAAGGUGUAUGUCUGGACUGUGGAUAUGCCAGUCACCAUACGUCGAUUCCUGAGGCUCAACAUAGAUGGUAUGCUCACAAACAAGCCGACAACUCUUCUCAAUAUCCUCCAAGAAUCUCAGUUCUCGAAGAUGUACCGUCUUGCAACUGCCCAGGAUAGCCCAUGGACGCGUAUUGUUUGAAUUGACAGUUUUGAUUGACGCUAAAAGAAAGUGCAUGGAAGCCAUAGCCCAAUCGUAAUAAAAACUUUGCCCGUUUA
This is a messenger RNA of Rhipicephalus microplus (southern cattle tick), 1372 nucleotides long. Its product is annotated as dermonecrotic toxin SPH. Gene Ontology annotation, molecular function: phosphoric diester hydrolase activity. The record is from RefSeq and is a predicted model, not a curated record. Gene Ontology annotation, biological process: lipid metabolic process. Lineage: Eukaryota; Metazoa; Arthropoda; Arachnida; Ixodida; Ixodidae.